This is a messenger RNA of Dermochelys coriacea (leatherback sea turtle), 7897 nucleotides long. It is a transcript of the gene SLC26A1, whose product is annotated as solute carrier family 26 member 1. Gene Ontology annotation, molecular function: oxalate transmembrane transporter activity; secondary active sulfate transmembrane transporter activity; chloride transmembrane transporter activity. NCBI's taxonomy places the organism in Eukaryota, Metazoa, Chordata, Testudines, Dermochelyidae. Gene Ontology annotation, biological process: transmembrane transport. The record is from RefSeq and is a predicted model, not a curated record. The coding region runs from base 828 to 2972 and encodes 714 amino acids. Gene Ontology annotation, cellular component: membrane. The transcript has 2 exons.
CCUUAUCCAUUUUUUGACUGUCCAUCUGUCUUGAUAUCUGCACUUCCCAGCAUAGCUGAGGCUGGGGAGACUACAGGUUCUAAACUUAAAAACUUUUGACGUCAGAACUCACAUCCUGACACUGCAGGCUUGUGAGCACACUAUCGCUCUAUUGCUGAGUUUUAAUGCUUUGUUAACUGAACCCUCUUGCUGUAGACAGAGAACAUCUGGAAGUUAUGGAUCACCACAAGGUGUGUUGUUUCCAAAACAAGAGUCAAAUGCUUUCUUAAGAACUGAAUGCCCCUCCUACUGCAUUGGAAGCAUUCAGCAUAUCAAGUUGUAAGUUUACAUUGAAUUAUAGCAUUCAAUUAAGUGGCUUUUCUGGGGUGAGGCAUGUACUGUGCUGCAUUAUUCAGACGAGCAUACUGAAUUGUUUGUUAUCAAAAAGGGUUAUUAAUUCAGCUCUGUUUUUGCUUAAUGGACCAAAGCUAAUUCAUAUAAAUUUAUUGUUAAAUAUUUGCCAGAUAACUUUAAGCUGUUGGUUCUUUAUAAGCUUUGUUUUUCAGUUUUCUUAACUAGUCUCGUGUGGUUGAUCACUCAGUAACUCGUAUGGUAAUGCUUAUAGUAGAUGAUUGAAUUAGACUUUAUUAAAAGCAUAAUGAAUUGUAAGCAAUGAACUUCCAUAGUCAAAAUUUAGAGUUAGAAAUAUUUGUGCUGAAAUACUCAACUUUUGGCCUCUUGGACUGUAAUGCACAAAUUCUGCCAUCAUCAACAACAUGCUGAAAUGGAACCUAAUUAGCACUUUCUUUACAUCUUAGGAACUGAUGUAUUAAGUGAAUGCACAGAAAAUGGAAAGCCAAACAGAGGCUAUCAAGAUGGAUAUUGGCCCCUCUCUGUCAUUUCCAAUGGAAAGAAAAGUUCACAUCCAGUUAAGCAGGAGACAGAUCAUCAAAGCCAAACUGAGGAAGAGCUGUUCCUGCACCACUGAGAGACUGAAGAACAUAGUCGUGGACUUCUUUCCUGUGUUACGAUGGCUUCCCAAAUACCACUGCAGAGAAUACAUAUGGGGGGAUGUUAUGUCCGGGGUGGUGAUUGGAAUCAUUUUGGUACCCCAAGCCAUAGCGUAUUCUCUGCUUGCCGGUCUGAAGCCUAUUUAUAGCCUUUACACAUCAUUUUUUGCCAACAUCAUCUAUUUCCUGAUGGGCACCUCUCGACAUGUGUCUGUUGGCAUUUUCAGCCUAUUAAGUUUAAUGGUAGGGCAAGUUGUGGACAGAGAGCUACUCUUGGCAGGGUUUGACCUGAACGAUGAUGACGAUGCCAUCAACAAUAGCUACGAAUGGAACGGCAACAAUUCUAAUGUAACCGCCUUCAAUCUUACUCUUGGGGGAUUGAGCACUGAGUGUGGGAAAGAGUGCUAUGCUAUUGGAAUUGCUACAGCCUUGACUUUUCUGGCUGGAGUUUUUCAGGUUCUGAUGGGAGUCUUUCGUCUAGGGUUUGUCUCUAUGUAUCUUUCAGAGUCUGUGCUGGAUGGAUUUGCAGCUGGUGCUUCUUUAACCAUUUUAACAGCCCAAGUUAAGUACCUUAUUGGAAUAAAAAUCCCACGCAGCCAAGGGCAUGGGAUCUUCUUAAUGACCUGGAUUAAUAUUUUUCAAAACAUUUCGCAGGCUAACCUGUGUGAUGUAAUCACGAGCGUGGUUUGCAUUGCUGUGCUAGUUGCUGUGAAAGAACUGGGAGAUCGGUACAAGCAUAAGCUGAAAAUCCCACUGCCCACAGAGCUGGUGGUUAUUGUUGUGGCAACACUGGUUUCCCACUAUGGGAAACUGAAUGAAGUUUAUGCAUCCAGUGUUUCGGGGGCAAUUCCAACUGGAUUUAUUCCCCCUCAGAUGCCAAAUUUUAACCUGAUGCAUCGCGUGGUGCUAGAUGCUGUUCCUCUUGCCAUAGUUGGCUUUGCAUUUACAAUCUCCCUCUCAGAAAUGUUUGCAAAGAAAUAUGCCUACAGGGUCAGAGCCAAUCAGGAAAUGUUUGCCAUAGGAUUCUGUAACAUUAUCCCAUCCUUUUUCCAUUGUUUUGCAACCAGUGCAGCUCUUGCAAAAACGCUUGUGAAAUCUUCUACGGGCUGCCAGACGCAGGUCUCUAGUGUUAUCAGCGCAGUGGUAGUGUUGCUGGUGCUGCUCUUCCUCGCCCCGCUGUUUUAUUCUUUGCAAAAAUGCGUUUUGGCUUGCAUCAUCAUCGUCAGUCUCCGAGGAGCCCUUCGGAAGUUUAGAGACGUGCCCCAGAGAUAUCACAUGAACAAGGUGGACACUCUGGUCUGGUGUGUUACUGUGUUCUCAUCUGCCCUGAUCAGCACAGAAAUGGGGCUUUUGAUUGGAGUCCUCUUUUCCAUCCUGUGCAUCGUUGUUCGUACGCAGCGACCCCGUACAGCCCUGCUUGGUCAGAUCCAAAGCACUGCCUUCUAUGAAGACGACUGGGAAUAUGAAAGUCUCUGUCCUGUUCCAAAUGCCAAAAUAUUCCGUUUUGAGGCACCACUUUAUUAUGCAAAUAAAGACUUUUUUCUGAAGUCUCUCUACAGAAUGACUGGGUUAGAUCCUACUCUGGAAGCUGCUAAAAGGAAAAAGAAUGAGAAGAAGCAAAAAGAGCAUUUGAAAGAGGGAAAUAGAGGCACAACUGUUAAGGGAUUGGAUCAGGCAGAUACAGCCUUAUACCUGGUUCCUAAACAAGUAGAUUUCCAGACCAUCAUCAUAGACUGUUCCUCAGUCACUUUUCUGGACACAGCUGGUAUAAUCACAUUAAAGGAAAUACUGAAAGAUUACAACGAGCUAAAAAUUACUGUUCUUCUGGCUUGCUGCAACCCCUCAGUGAUUGACUCUCUGAAAAGAGGGGACUACUUUGGAAAGGAUUGCAAAAAGAUGCACGAAUUGCUGUUCUAUAGCAUUCACGAUGCUGUGCAGUUUGCCAGAGACAGAAAGCUUGCGGCAGAUGGCUCUGCUGUUUAAUUUCAAAGGCCCAUGUAUUUCCCUCUGCACAAAGGGGAGUAGGGUGCAGUCACUUAGAUGUAGGCACACACCUCACUUGCUGCACAGGAGCCAUCUGCCUACAGGACAUGCACCCAUGAGAAGGUGUGCAGUGCUGGACCCCCACAUCACGUCUGCAAACAGGGGUGUGGCCAAGGACCUGAUGAGAAGGAUAAGGAAUGUACCCAGUUACCAUCUAAACUGCCACUUCAAAAUGCAGAUGUUGGACUGUAAAAUAGGUUGUGAGUUACUUCUCCACUGUAUUGUAGUAACUUACACGCAUCAAACUUAUGCACCACUGGUCUGGUGUAUUUGCAAGUCUGUCUAGUGCCUAAGCAGAAAAGGCUAGCUGCCUCCCUGGAAUGUGCUGGUUUAUGGGUACAGGAUAGCUGUCUCCAAGAACCACUUGUGGUCGGAUUCCUUGGCCACACCACAGUGCUAUCUUUUAAACUCUAGCCUGUUAGGCCUUUUCCCUUAUCAUAUCACUACUACAGGCAUGCUCUUGUUUCAAUGGGCUUUUAGGCAACCCUGCUGUUUGCUACACACUUGUUAUGAGCAUCAGCUGGGAUGAUGUAGCACCUCCUUCUCACAUGCCCAUGAGCCAUAACAAACGUGUUGCCCUCAGUUUCAUUAUUCCUUAGCAAAACCUCCCUCAAAGCCACCACGAAAUCAUCCAUAUUAAAAAAAGUCUAGUAUUUCUUCCCUUAAAGAUGCAGGAAGAAAUGUGACCAUUAAACUCACAUUUGCUGUAGCUAGUGAAAAUACUUGAAGUGAUUUAAGAAAAGGGAAGUGCUUUCAUUAGAAAUCUUAUAGCUACACUAGUUUAACUGUGAGGUAAAUCUGACUUUCUGGAACUUAGCUAUCUCAAGCUUAAACCCUAAAAUUCAGGCCAAGCACAUCAUGUUUGUAAUAAGAAAAGGAGUACUUGUGGCACCUUAGAGACUAACAAAUUUAUUUGCGCAUAAGCUUUCGUGAGCUACAGCUCACUUCAUCGGAUGCAUUUUCUUUUUUUCUUUUUUGUGAAUACAGACUAACACGCUGCUACUUUGGGUGUGAUCAGUUUCUCUCACCCUCUGGAAGAAAAACCCGUGGGGGCUCCUUUACAAACACAUUUUUAAUGAGGAUUAGUGGUUAAGUACUGAAAUUCCCCUGCUCGCCUCAUUUAUUCAAAAAGAUAUGUGAUAUCUUGGUGCCAUUAUCACAACACAUGAUGUCAACAGCACAGUAACAAAAUAAUUCUGGAAAAGCCAGGCCUGUCUGACGUCCCUGUUAAGAGAUGAGAACUGACCAACCAUUUUUAGAACUAGUGUUUUUCUGCAAUAAAGUCAAUUUAACAUGCAACGACAUCAUCCAUUAAAGAGCUGGUAUACCAUGACCACAGCUUGCCAUCUUCUCAGUGUUACCUUGUGUUCUCCUGAAAUGUUUGUUGUAGCCACUUACUAUGUAUGCUUUGCUGGUCAGGCACCAUCUUUGUCAUAUGUCUAUACAGGGCCUAGCACAAAGUGACUGGGACCAAUACACUUCGCUGUAUGAUACAGCAGGCUACAAUUGGGACUUAACAGCAAUCCCUGGGGAAGAAAAGAGCAAGCUGUUUAACAAGCUAGUCUUAUUCACUCUGUUGGUUUGAGCCCCAGAGAUAGAACCUUGAGAAGAAAUAUAGCUAAGCUUUCCCCUAAUGUUAUGAGACUAAUCUGGUUUCGGAAAGAAGACAGGAGGGGGGGAACAAAAUUAAGACUUAUCCUUACCUGAAAAAAAAGUUAGAGUUCUAGCCCAUGCACACCACACCUCCCAAAAAAGGGAGAAGGGAAGAGAAGCUGGUCAGUCUAUCUUUUUUUAACAAAGCAUGCUGGGAAGGGGUGCAGUCUGGAGGUUCUUUACAAAGUAGGCUCUUCAGGUUGUUUAGUAUUUAUCAGAGCAGCAUCCCAGUAGAAGAAGGAGAGCUACAUGAAGAUACUUGUGGGGGGGGACAGGUUUGUUUUGUCUCUCUGAUAAAAGUUGUUUUAACAACCAGAAAAGACUUCAGGAACCAUUUGCAUUUUGAAUGUUAGUUCUGGGAACCAGCUUAUAUGUAAGUUACUGUGUUUGGGGCUAUAAAUCACUUUCUAUGAUUAAAAACCGCUUUAUUUUGUUCACUUACUGUCAGGGGUCAGGGCAGGGUAUACUGACUCAGUAUGCAGCUGGUGAUGGGCUUUUAAUUCCUCUGUGGUUUUAUACUAUUCUCAAUGACUUGGGGUUUAGGAAUACUAGAAUAAGAUACCUAACAAGGCUCUCUCUUUUCUUGUGUAGCUGGCAUAAAAUUUUUGUCAAGCAUGGUGUCUUUGGCAUGGACUAUAUACUUAACAAACUUCAGGUACUGAUAAGUAGCAUGGGAGGAGUUCCCAACCUCAAGGGGGAAAGAAAACAACCUUAGUUCAGCCUGGAAACAAAAAAGCUGCCCUUACAUACAGUGUGGGGGAAGAAAAGGAAUGGUUACAGCUGCAGGUUGGAAGCUGAGGAUGUUUUCAAACAGCCCCUGAUUAGUGGUGUCUCACAAUGGACAGUUUUUCCCACCAAGAGAAACUAUUUGGCUCUACAUCACCGCUUAGUCAUAACUGGGAUUUAAAGGCACAGUCUAGCCAUAAGGGUUCACAGCUGAAUACAGUAAUUCCCCUGCGUCUUCUUCUCAUGCACUCCCAGGACUCUCACAUCACAGAGGCAUUUCCAUUACUUCUAGGGAAGAGCAACCCUACCAAGUGCAUAUACAGGAAUAUACAACUUACCUAAAAUACAUAGGCUGAGAUAUUUAACGAGGUGAAGGUUAGAGUCUGAAUACUGUCAGAGGUAUUAACAUGUUUUUUUGGACAAUGUGAAUGAGUCAAAGCAAAUCUGAGCUCCUAGAGAAGGAAACAUGAUUUUGUUUCUCUAACACAUUUCAUUGUUAAUUGUUGAGAGUCAGAAACAUUCACUCACCCCACGGUAAUUAGUUCCAGUAACCAGUGAAUUCGAACUUGUUCAAUGCCGCCAUGUGGUACCGAAGACACAUAUGCAAGGUUCAGCUCUUGGUCUUUACUGAGGUCAAAUAAAUCCGCUCUGCUGUGAGGUAGAGGAGGACUGGAGGUGGGAAAAACAAUAGGUCACAGAACAGAUCAGUGCAAGAGCCAGGAAUAUAAUCCAGGCCUCUUGAGUUCCAAUUCAGGGUCCUGUCCAUGGGGAUACACUGCUUUUGCUGGAGUAGUAAGUGCAGCUCAGCAAAGUGGAGUGAGGAAAUUGAAACAUGACUUGGGGUUUUUAUCUUCUUGUUAGCUUAUAAGUUAGCAUCAGAGUACAGGACCAUGAAUCAUUCCAUGGGUAGCAGGGCAGGAAGAUUUUGCCUCAGAUUACUUAAACUCAAACACGCAUAAGGAAAAUAGGCAACAAGAUAAUUCCCUGGGAGUAAUUAACAUGGUUCUAAGCAUAGUGUCAGCCUGCCUGGCUCCCAAGUCUGGGAUCCACAAACCCUUUCAGGAGGGCCACGGAGCCCCACCGCUGAAACUCUGAGCUCCAGAUGCUGGCCCCACACCCACUGCAAGGCUGAAGCCAGGAGCGGCGCUGGGCUGAAACCCCGAGCUCCCCUCCCUCUACCCAUCCCGAAGUCGGAGCGGCAGGGAGCGGAAAUCCCGAGCUUCCCCCCACCUCCACGAUGAAGCCGUGAACAGCAGGGCUGAAGCCCAGACACAGGCAGAAGCCCUGAGCCCAUGGGCAGAGUUGAGGGGGCAUGAGAGUCUUGCCCCUGCAAACUGCAGUGCCUUACCCAAAGUGGGGCAGUCCUGGGGGUAGCUCUACCCCCCCACACCUCCUCCUCUCUCAGCCCCCCUCAGGUCCCACCCUCUGGCCAGAUCCUAGGCGGGAAGCCAGGGCCAGCCAGUGUGGGCAGCUGCUCCUCUGGCUGUGGUACCACGGAGUCGGCAGUCCUGGCAUUCCCCCGUCUGCUUCUGGUGCCCGGGGUUGUGGCUUCUCCUCAGCUCCCAGCCCCGUUUGACUGCUCACACAGCCGGUCAGAGCUGCCCAGAUGGGGACCUGGCUCCUGGGCUGGCAGAGCCCUCGGGGAGCAGCCACUGGCACACAGCGACAGGGGGUGGCCCACUGAGAUGUGUCAGGAGGUGGAGGUGGUGCUUCCUCCCUAAACCCUGCUGUGCGGAGCUGGCCCAAGCCCUGCCGGUCCUUGCCCUCCCCCCCAAAAUAGAAGUUAAACUAUGUCUAUACUCAAGGGUCUCACCCCUGGCCUGGAGCCCUGAGUCCUGCCUCCCCCUCUGGGCCCUGGAGUUUUUGUAUCAUGUUAAGGAGGGCCUCAGAAAGAAAAAGGUUGAGAAUUCCUGCUUUAGCUCAAGCAACGCUUCACAUUACUAAACCCCUUUAUUUAGCAAAGACCUACAAUGGAUUUAGCAUGGGUUAUCCUAUCUCAGCAGCAGCUUUUGUCCUCUGUGGCUUGUUGUCCUGGUAUCUGUCUAGUUUCUACAUAUAUCAAGUCUAUAGAACUUCAGAAUUUGGUAUUUCUAAGGUUUCAUCAAUGUUCUCUAGCAAGUACCAAAUCUGGUCUCUGUCAAAUCAUCUGAUAUUCCCAUGACAUGGAAAGAGGAAACUACAUUCAACAACUAAAGCCUGCUUCUGAUUCAGAUUUCCAGUUGAGUCCUUUUGGGGUUCCUGUCUGACUAGAUGUGAACUGUGGCCUGAUGUAACAGAAUUGUUGUUUGUACCUUUUCUGCUUUCCUUUUAAUCUGUUUUCCUUUCCUUUUGGAGAAACUGUAAAUGGAGCUUUGUAAAUUAUAACCAAGAUGUUUUCAGCUAAUAUUAAUAAUAACCUCAAUCAUUUAAGAAAGAGUUUAAGAAAGCUGGCUUUAACUUUCCUUUCCUGUAUACUUAGAAAUAUGAAAUAAAAGUUUUUUAUAGCA